GCCAGCCCGCCCAGCCAGCUCGGGCUGCUCGCUGCUCGGCUCGGCAGAACCACUGCGACCGACGACCGGGCCGCACCGGUACCUCGCGCGGUACUGCGGUACCCGUGGCCGUGGCACAGCGCGCGGCGCGGCGCCACAUCGCGGGGAAGGCCCCAGCGGAACGCGGCGCUACGCGGCGCGAGCGUGGUGGACGUCCACCAGUGCACCGGGUGUGACGUUCCGGGCGACCUGCGGGACUAGCCGCCGCCAUGAAGGAACACCGAGUUCGAACUCUGCGGGUCACCACUCCGAGCAACAUAGCCAGCCGAGAGCGCGGCGACGCCGGCCAGGCGGACGACUCCCUGUGGGGCGUCCAGGUGCUCCAGCUGCAGCUGGGGCCAGCCUGCAGGGCCUGCCCCGAGGCCUGCCCCGAGGCCUGCCCGGACUUCGGCCACGUGCUGGGCCUGGCCGACGGCAAGGGGGGCCCUCGCGGCGCGGCCCCCUCCCUCUGCACCCCCGGCCCCGCCUCGGAGGGGGCCCUCCAUGCCCCCACCUUCGGCGCCGUCCCAAACGGGGCGUGUCCUGACCGCCGCCGCCCGGUGUGCAGCAUCUGCGGUCCGAAUGUGGGGGCACAGCCUAAGCGACGGAGCGUGGUGAUCCAGCAGCGACGUCCGGCCGGAGACUUUGACCCCGAGUCCUCGUCGGACUCCUCGUCGAGCUUGGACCGCUUGGAAGCCAUCCCCGGGGCCGGCGCCUCGUCGUGCACGUGCGCGGGGCCGUGCGUGCAGCCUCUGCUUCACCUCCUGUCGGGCGACCUGGACCGCUGCUUCGACGACGUGCUGCUGGCGCUGCGCCUGCUAGUGCAGCCCGGCGACGCUCCCCGCCUCGUCGACGGCGUGACCGUCAACGGCGUGACGGUGCGGCCGUGUGCCGAACGGGGCGUGCGCGUGUGUGCGUGCGGCCGCGAGGCCGUGCUGGCCGUGCCGCCGGGGCGGGGCCCUCGGGGCGCUGGUCCUCCGGACUGCUGGCUGGCCGGGCGGGACGCGGGCGGCCACACGCCGCUGCUGCUCGCGGGCCGCCGCCUGCUGACGGCCGGCCGGUGGGCGGACGCGGCGCGCGUCGCGGCGCUGCUGUUGGCCGCGGGGUGCGACGCCAACGCCGUGAACCGCGAGGGCCGGUCGCUGCUGUCGUACGCCGUGGCCGCCCUGGACGACGCCCUGGACACCACGCGCCUGCUGCUCAACCACGGCGCCACGGUCUGGGGCCACGAGGUGGAGGGCCACAGCCUGCGGAUGCCGCCCGCCGCCAGCCAGCCCGACCCGCCCGCCGUGUUCGCGUGGUUCCUCCGCGCCGUGAUCCGGCGCCGCCGCCUGGACGAGGGCUGCCUGCGCACGCUGGCGCUCGUGUCGCACGCCAUGGCGGACCGGCCCCGCCACAUGCACGGCCUGGUGCUGCGGACCAUGUUCCGGCACAGCCGCUGCUACCGCGUCCUGGGCCCCGUCUUCCUCCAGAUCAAGACGGCCAUGGCGAGGCACUGGAGUCGUCCCCAAGACCUUCGUGUCCUGUGCCGCCGCGCCGUGCGCCGCGCUCUGGGGCCCGCCAAGCUGCACGCAGGGGUGGCCUCGCUGGGGCUGCCCGGGCCGCUCCAGGACUACCUGCUGCUGCACUCGUGAGCCCGCGUGCCCCAGCCAAGCCUGCCAACAGGAGUUGUUCCAGACGUCGUCCAAAGACAAGAAUCGUGGCGGAAGCGGAACUGUACCGACCAACAGAUCAAUCGUAGGGAGUGACCCGGAUACCAUGGAGUCAGCAAAUGGGAUUUUAGAGACCGGUUCCAUUGAUGGUUCACUGUCAGGUCAUAACUCCGAAGCUCGAGAGGAGUCUCCAUUCAUAACUUAUUGUACGUAUGUUUAGUUGUGUUCCAUGGGGGCGUGGGAACGGUGCCAGGGGAGGCUAAGUUCCGUUCAUGAAGGGGCAAAAGACGGCGACCGGCCACCCCUCCUGACCGGAAAACGUUCCUUCGCCACUCCGGUUCUCAAUGUGCAUCAUCACGAUGUAGUGUGGGCAGCAUGUGCGUAGACCGUUUGAAAAUUCUGUGAUAGUGCAAAGACAAUAUCCUCCCCCUCCCCCCUCUUUCAAACUGAAAGGAAAAUCAUUUUCCGUCCAAUCCUUUGUAUACUGUGUACGAAGUGCUUGCGUCUCCACUGCACUUCAAGCAUUCAGACACACUGUGCAAGACAACUUAGACAACUUCAAAGGUCUGAAAACUUGUGUUCAACUUGUCACCUAUAAGUGAUUCCUCUUUUGUCCAAUGCAAGAAAUAAUUCAGCAACUUGAGUGUAAAUACUCAAUUUGAGUAGAAUAAAUAAGCUGUGCUGUUC
Thrips palmi is the source of this 2357-nucleotide messenger RNA. RefSeq lists its product as uncharacterized. Gene Ontology annotation, biological process: intracellular signal transduction. Lineage: Eukaryota; Metazoa; Arthropoda; Insecta; Thysanoptera; Thripidae. The transcript is spliced from 5 exons. The coding region runs from base 249 to 1652 and encodes 467 amino acids. The record is from RefSeq and is a predicted model, not a curated record.